UGUGGUCACACUAGUGUAGAAUCUGCUAACAUACGAACGUAAACAAAUAUCUUUCUUAAAGUAAUUAAAAAAAAAAACAAAAUGCCAUUAACUGCAGAAAGUGCGGCACAACAAAUUCAGGAACGACUGAAAGACAUACAACAACACAUACACAAAGUGGACAGUGAACGGCGUCGUGCAGAAACUUCUAUUGCAAAUAUUGUGCGAGCACAGCAAAGUCAGAUAGCGACUCCGAAAUUGAAGAGUCUGCUGCAGUCAAAGAUCUUGGAGGCCACACAGGAGGAAGCAACGAUAAGAGCAGCGUUGGCUAAAAUCCAUGAAAUACGCAACAUACGGAAUGAACGUCGCAUUCAAGCUAGAAAUGCGGGCAAUAAAGAAGCCAUUCGUCGUGGUGCGCUCAUGAAAAUGGUGCAGCUGUCGGCGCAAACGUUGCCGCUAUUCGUUAGCAAACCAGGCGAACGAGCUCCGGCUCUUUGCGGAGCAAUUCCAGCUGAGAGUAGCUAUGUAGCCAAAGUAGGUGACAAUGUGGCCGCCUUGGCCAAGGGCAUUGAUGAGGAGGAGAACUGGAUCUUGGCUGAGGUGGUGCAGUUUCUACAUCGUCAGAACAAAUACGAUGUUAUUGACAUCGACGAGGAGCAAAAGGAUCGCCAUGUACUAAGCAAACGCAAAGUUAUUCCACUGCCAUUGAUGCGUGCAAAUCCGGAGACCGAUGGUCAUGCACUCUUUCCCAAAGAUACAGUUGUGAUGGCUUUGUACCCACAAACUACGUGUUUCUACAAAGCUAUCGUGAAUCGCCUGCCACAAACAGCUACCGAAGAUUAUGAUGUGCUAUUUGAGGACUCGUCGUAUUUAAAUGGGUACGCGGAACCGCUGCCUGUAGCCCAAAGAUAUGUCAUUGCAUACAGACCCACCAAGAAAGGUGGCAGCAGCGGCAGUGGAAAUCUCUCAUCGGCUUAAGCGAUAACAAAAAGUGGGAAAAAUUAAAAACAUUCGAGUAUCAUCUCACCAAUUGUUCUUUCCUAAAAAUUCAAUUUUGUUGGAACACACUUGACAACGCCAAUAUCUUCUUUAAAUAAAUUAAAAAUAACGUUAAUUAAUUAGUCAGUGAGUAAUGAAAAUUAAACUUAUCGAUGGUUUCGUUCUGCCAACGCGCUUGAAAAUUAGCACGCUGGGUGUAAUUUUAAAAACCUGCCAAGCUAAUGUGUUAUCGACUACAUUAUUAUAAAUUUAAAAUGUAAAGUUGAAUAAAAAAAUCAUAUAUAUUUUUAACAUUUUUGUAAUAGUUGCUCUUUCCGAAUUUUAAUUUUAUAUACUGUUUAUAUUCAUCGAUGCAUCGAUAGUGUCACCGAUGCUUCUCGAAUGUUUAUCCACCUCUAGUUCCAGCUCUACCAUUCACUACAGCAAUAGCCGACAGAGAUAACCAGUCACAUACUGUGCGCGACGCUUUGAGCUGUGGAUUCCUCUUACUUUAAUUAAUUUUUCUGCUGUCUAUCUGUAACUGCAACAGAGAAUCGUGCGUGUGUGCAACUAAAACACAAACACGAAACACAGACACAUUUACAAAUUAUUCUUAGUUUGGUCAAGUAACUAAAACAACAACAAACA
Messenger RNA from Drosophila nasuta, 1605 nucleotides. RefSeq names its product SAGA-associated factor 29 (gene Sgf29). Gene Ontology annotation, cellular component: SAGA complex. The transcript has 6 exons. The record is from RefSeq and is a predicted model, not a curated record. NCBI's taxonomy places the organism in Eukaryota, Metazoa, Arthropoda, Insecta, Diptera, Drosophilidae. Bases 82 to 957 code for a protein of 291 amino acids.